Nanorana parkeri is the source of this 883-nucleotide messenger RNA. RefSeq names its product ras homolog family member H (gene RHOH). The transcript has a single exon. Gene Ontology annotation, biological process: small GTPase-mediated signal transduction. NCBI's taxonomy places the organism in Eukaryota, Metazoa, Chordata, Amphibia, Anura, Dicroglossidae. The record is from RefSeq and is a predicted model, not a curated record. Gene Ontology annotation, molecular function: GTPase activity; GTP binding. Bases 178 to 750 code for a protein of 190 amino acids.
GCAGCUGGAACUCAAUAGAAAGAAGUGACCUUCAUGAUGAACACAAACAUGGUUUUAUAAAAACACCGCAAAGCCACUGUCAGUUCUCAGCCCUUCAAGGCUCCAUGGGACUCUACUGGAGCUAAGAUAUUGGUAGCAGGCAGCUGGUGAACUGCACACUGUAAAUUGUGUAGGAAGAUGAAUGCCAUAAAAUGUGUUCUGGUGGGUGAUUCUGCCGUUGGGAAGACAGCACUUCUUGUGCGCUUCACCGCUGAGACAUUUCCAGACUCCUACAGGCCAACAGUCUAUGAGAAUACAGGGGUGGAUGUUUUCAUGGAUGGAAACCCGAUCAGUCUUGGCCUUUGGGACACAUCAGGCAAUGAUGCCUUUAAGAGCAUCCGCCCCAUUUCAUUACAGCACGCAGACAUUGUCUUACUCUGUUUCUCUGUAGCCAACCAUACCUCAUUUCUGAACAUUAGGCAGAAGUGGAUCGCUGAGGUCAAGCAACAUCUACCACAUAUCCCUGUGCUGGUUGUGGCCACUCAGACGGAUCAGAGGGAAUCAAAUUUCAUGCGUGUCCCCUGCAUCAGCCCUGAAGAUGGUAAGCAGUUAGCACAAGAUGUUCGAGCCAAAGGAUAUUUAGAGUGCUCAGCUCUUAGCAAUAGAGGAGUGCAACAAGUGUUCGAAUGUGCUGUGCGGACUGCAGUCAACCAGGCCAUGAAAAGAGCACGACGGAAACGAUUUUCUGUCAAUGAGUGCAAAAUUAUCUGAGUUCCUUGUGACAGGAUACAUUUCCUCUGCUGUGUACUGUAUAUAGCAACAUAUAAAAUGCCACCUGCGCUGCCCGUCCUAAGCAGCGUACACAUGAUGUUGUUAAUUCUGGAACUUCUCGAUCUUACAAGUA